UGUUUCCGGUGUGGAGGCGGAGCUGUUUGUUAGCCGGACUGUAAACACCAGUUAGCUAGCUGUUAGCUAGCUGUUAGCUCACCCAGCUAACCGGGUUGUAGAGCAGAGUUGAAACGAAGAAGAAGAAGAAGAAGAAGAAGAAGGAUGGCCUCCGCUCCCCCCCUCUCCUCCCUGCGCCUCCUCGUCCCUCCCCUCCGCCUGCUGACGGCGGCGAUGUGGCAGGUCGCACGCCAGCAGAGCGUGCGGCAUUACGGGAUGCUGGAGGACUUUGUUUCCCUGGUAACGGAGGCCGUCCCGCAGCUGCUGACGGACAGACAGAGGAGUCUGCUGCUGCUGGCGCUCAGAGCCAAAGUGACCCUCUGUGACCCGCGGGCCGCCAACCUGGACAAAAUCCACUCUGUCUCCGAGGCAACGCAGUCGGACGAGGAGGUCGCAGGAUGCUGCUCCGCUCUGUCGACGCUGACCGAGAGACUGACAGCGAGUCCGGCGGACAGACGGCGCCUCCUGCAGGAAGUGUUCGACCACAGUUUCGACUCCGCCCUCCAGUCUCUGGUGUCUGACUUCCUGUCCAGGAUCGAGCAGCUGUUCCCCGUCCCCGACUUCAAACAGGCUGCAUGCUGGCUCGACGCUGCCCCCACUGGUCUGGAGGACUGCCUGCAGGAGGUGGACAGGGAGGACGUGACAGAGCUGCUGGCCAAUCAGAGCUGUCUACUGGGGCGAGCAACCAGCACGGUGAGUCAGGACACAGAGAAGAUCCUCCUCUCAGCCUGGUCCCACCCCCUCUUCACCAAACUGACCAAUCCGGAGCCGCCUCCCGCCGACACAGAGGUCCAAUCAGAUCCCGUCCUCCAGCUGGACGUGGAGCUGGUGAAGGUGGAGGUGGUGGUGAUGACGGAGGACGAGCAGGAGGACGUGGAGGAGGCCGUGAUUGGUCGGGCUGCGUCGCCGGUGGAGCAGGAGGCGUCCAAUGAGAGUUCAGCGCCGGGCGGCAACGACUGCGCGCCCGUGAUCAUCGGAGAGGACAGGUUGAAGGACUCACCUGGAAACUUUGCCGACCAAUCAGAAGACGCAGUCGACCAAUCAGAUCAGUCCUGCUCUGAGGUCACAGCCAACGCUCUGUAUAGCAUUUCCCAUAAUUCUCAGCGGGUGGCUCACAAGUGUCCUCAGUGUGGGAAAUGUUUCAUCUACCGUUCUCAGGUGAUCCGCCACCUGCGCACCAACAAGUCCUGCGGGUCGGCCCUGACGGCGACCGGAGCCUUGAACCUGCAGCUUUUACCUGCCGGUCAGGAGGAAGAGCCCCGCCCCCCGGAGCCCCUCCUCCCAGAGCCACGCCCCUCCAGGACACACUCUUGUUUCCAGUGCAACGCCAUCUUCAGAACCAAAGCCGAGCUGCUGUCGCACCAGCGCAGCCACCGGGCGCGGCCCGUCUACCAGUGCGGCCAGUGCGACAAGGAGUUCCACCACCUGUCCAGCCUGACCAAUCACAAGCAGACCCACCUGGACAAAGGAGGGUUCACCUGCAGCAGGUGCGACAAGGUGUUCGAGUCGGCCAAGGAGAGAGACGCCCACCGGCUGCAGCACCGGCUGCCGGACCUCACCUGCACCGUGUGCGACCAGACGUUCAGCUCUCAGACGCAGCUGCUGCGACACCUGCAGACUCACUCGGUGGAGGGGGCGGAGCCAUGCUACAACUGCCGCUUCUGUGACCAGACCUUCUCAGGAGUGACCCAGCUCCGCAUCCACCAGCGCACGCACACGUUCCGCUCGUACCAGUGCGACCAGUGCAGCAAGACGUACGGCUCCCUGACCGGCCUCCACUCGCACCGGGCCAGCCACACCGCCGAGAGCCGCUUCCUGUGCCCGCAGUGCGGCAAACGCUUCAAGACCCGCGACGGGCUGGAGGGCCACCUGCGCACGCACACCGGGGAGCGGCCCUACCGCUGCCCCUACUGCCCCAAAGACUUUACCGCGCUCGCCGGCCUCAAUGUGCACGUGCGGCGGCACACCGGGGAGCGCCCAUACGUGUGCACGGUGUGCGGCAAAGGCUGGCCGUCCGGAGGGGACCUGCAGAAACACAUGAGGACUCACACGGGGGAGCGGCCGUACGUCUGCCAGGACUGCGGCAAAGCCUUCUCCAUCUCCUGUCACCUGACUGAGCACCGGAGGAUACACACAGGAGAGAAACCCUUCUCGUGUCCAGAAUGCGGUAAAUGUCUGCGGAGGAAGUUCGACCUGAAGAAGCACAUGUUGUCCCACAGCAGCGUCCGUCCGUACGCCUGCGUUUACUGUCCCAAGAGCUACACCCGCAAAACUCACCUGAACAGACACCUGCUGACGCACCGCGCCCCCAACCACGAGCCGGCGGCGGCCGAGGAGACGGCCGACGACGCCUGACGUCCGUUAAACUCCUUCUCAUCCCGUUCAUGCAUGUUCUCAUCCUGCCAAUCGAUCUGAACAUGAUUUAUAUGAUAUGAACAUAUUUCACCAUUUCCUGAAUCAAUUAAUAAUUAGUCGUUAACUGUCAGCGUAUAUUUUAAUAACCCAUUCAUUUUAGAUUAUAAUCAGUAUUUUCUACCAUUUGAUUGACUAAAUCAUAAAGUAAUCAAUGACUGCUAACAGUGCUAACAGCGCUAACAGAGUGAGCAGUCACUAGAAGCACAUUCACGCUGUGUGUAAAAGUUUCUACCUGUGUCAUAAAUUCAGCUGCAGGAGCUGGGUUUCAUUCACAGCAGAAUAUGUAGAAUUCACUUUUUGGGGGUUUGGUUGUGGAUCGGCGUCCAUAUUUGUUUGUUUUUCAGACUCUUGUGUAAAAUGUGCUGCAGUCGGACUGCGUUUGAAGCAGCUGCUUCAUAAACAAAUGUAAACUGUUAUUUUCAUGUUUUUGUGGGUGAAGUUCUGCACUGCUCGUUGUCAGACGCCGUCCAAUGGGAGUGCUGCUCAAUGUUUGUGUUGCCAUGGAGAUUUUGUAACUGUGCUUUGUGUAUAUAAAAGCUGUUGUGUUCAA
This is a messenger RNA of Dicentrarchus labrax (European seabass), 3004 nucleotides long. Its product is annotated as zinc finger protein 436. The coding region runs from base 145 to 2394 and encodes 749 amino acids. The transcript is spliced from 12 exons. NCBI's taxonomy places the organism in Eukaryota, Metazoa, Chordata, Actinopteri, Moronidae. The record is from RefSeq and is a predicted model, not a curated record.